Macrobrachium nipponense is the source of this 8413-nucleotide messenger RNA. RefSeq lists its product as uncharacterized. Gene Ontology annotation, cellular component: phosphatidylinositol 3-kinase complex. The record is from RefSeq and is a predicted model, not a curated record. Lineage: Eukaryota; Metazoa; Arthropoda; Malacostraca; Decapoda; Palaemonidae. The transcript has 8 exons. Bases 721 to 4965 code for a protein of 1414 amino acids. Gene Ontology annotation, molecular function: 1-phosphatidylinositol-3-kinase regulator activity. Gene Ontology annotation, biological process: intracellular signal transduction; phosphatidylinositol phosphate biosynthetic process.
AGGAGGGUGCAAGGGAGAUUGCCGAGUGCCGCUGUCUGCUAGGUGUCUCCACUAGACUGAUGUGUGUAUGUGCGUGUUCCUUCUUCCGUGGUUAGAGGGGCCCUGUGCCGUUCCUUCUUCGUCUGUUUUCGUUUCAGUGGCAUUGAAAAUCUCGAUUCGUUUUGACGUUAUUUCGAGACUUGUAGCAAAACGAUAAACUCGAAUCUUUUCUCACCGAACGUCACGAAACGAUGAACAUUUGUCAGUGAGUAAUAAUCGUAACGUUCAGUUAUCAGAUGAUGGUAAAGUGGCACUUUGUUGUUAGUUGUUAGCCGUAAGUCCUAUUGAUUUUCUGGCCUGCCAGUAGUAAAUGAAACUCGGGAGCCACUGGAAUUAAUGUGGGAGUGAACAAUAAACGAUGAGACUAAAGCACCUUCUAUUACUUAUAAAGAUUAUGGGGACUUUAUUUAUUAGUAGGAGAAGGGGCCAGUUAUAGUGUUGUAAUCCGUUGGUGUAAGGCUAAAAAAAGUUAGCCUCGAUCAACCUAUCCUGCUCUCUUAAUUUGGAUGGAUGGAAUUAGAAGACAUCUGUCCUAACGUUAGCGGAUGGAAAGGAAGAAAGAAAAAAAGACCGAGGGAUGGUUUGAUUAUCCGUGUGAAUAACUGCGGUAGCUGCACUGUUAAGAGCAUUCUCGUGAACUCUGCUAAUUGACGCCUACUCCCAUUCACCAUCAUUAGCAUCAUGGAGUGUAGUGGUCAUGUGUGUAUUCAUUGGACCAGCAGCUUCUCUCAUUUCUGCCAUAAUGUUGAUGAUGUAACAUGUAGACGGCUCCAUCAACUUCCUGAUUUGUGGGUGAGGUGCCGAGCAGCGGAGGCCAAGAUGGAGGGUCCAAACAGCCGGCCCCCCCAACCAUACCCAUCCUUCAUCCCACCAGCCAUAGCAACAGAUUCCCAACAGACUCCACCGCCAGACCCUCCCAUCAAGCCCCCAACAGACCCUCCUCCUAUGCUGCAAUCACCUAGUUCCCCAGGACAGUCCCAUUUACAUACGCCACCUCCUCAUACCCCACAUUCACCUUUGCUACCACAUACCCCAAUUACCCCUUUGCCCCACACUCCGAUGACUCCUCAUAGCCCUCUCACCCCACUAACAUCACAGAGUACUUUAGCAUCUGAAGCAUCUGUGGAUUCAGGAGUAGCUUCUGCACAUUCAUUGGACUUGCUACACAAUAGCAGCAAUGUAGAAACUCAUGCUCUGCGUAGACGGGCUGGAAGUAGCAUAAGCAGUGGCACAAGUGAGGUAUGGCUUGGCUCUUUAGAUGGUGAUCCAGCUGGCCUGGAAGUUUUGCCAGAACUUUGGCCCCACAGUGAGAGCCCUACCACUUCCCAAGGUGCAUCCACAUCUCAUCACAGCCCUUCUUCCCCACAGAAUAGCCCAAGAGUGCUACUGUUUAAUUCGUCUUCUUCCAAUCAUAGUCCCUCUUCUCCAGGACAGAGUCCAACUCCAAGUCAUCAGAGCCCUCCAAUGUCCUUGUGCCAUAAUAGCUCCUCAGUUCACUCAAUACAUGACCAGCAUAGUCCCACCCAGCAGCACCACCACAUCUUGCCGCCUACUGAAACAAGUGUAGGCAUUAUGACAUCCCCUGCAAUAGAAAUGGAGUGUGUUUGGCAAACCUCCUCCUCUCCAAGAGACAGCAGCAACCACCACAAGGAAGCUUUUUCAUCUGUGAUACCGUUUCACCCUAGUGCCCUAAAAUCUAAACCAGGCCCUUUCUGGCCGAAUAGUGAGAAAGAUGGAAAGAAUGAACUGACUAAUACACUGAAAGAGUACUCUUUAAGCAGUCAGUGUGUAUUGCAUAGUGACGAGUCUCUUACAGAUUUUAGUGUAAAUGGUGAUGUAUUGUAUGAUAAGAAAAAAAGUAUAAAAGAUUGUCAGUCUGUGUUACCUGGUAAUUUUGAUAAGAAAUGUGAAUCGAAGAAGACCAAAAAAUUGAGUGGUUUAGAUACCAAUAGCAGUGAUGUUGAUAGAAUGGCAAGGGAGGGAUGUGUUUGGAUUGAUAAGUUUGCCUCCCUUUUUGUCAAACAAAUAUUAGAAGAGGCACUGGCUGUAAGCUGUUCUCUUGGGUGGUCAAUCAAAUGUUCAGGUCAGUGUCAGAGGGAGCAGUGCCGAGAGGAAUAUCAGAAAAAAGAAAGUAGUUGGUGGGUGGGAGGGAGUGGAAAAACUAACCGCAAGUCUAGUAUUCCACUUCUUGGAUUAUCUUGUGGAAGCCCUGGAUUAUGUUGGACACCAGAGUUGCCAUACAGUCCUUCACAUAGACCCCAUUCAAGAUCAUCUUUAGGAUCCAGCCUAUCUUUCUCUCAUGACUCUCUUGUUAGUUCUGGUCCCCGCAUGGAUGAUUCCCACCUGAUCACCGGUGCAGUUUCCCAUGACGCCUUGCUUUUUCCUACUUCCAAGACACCACAUAGUGACGUUAGCGACAUAUAUAAUGUUCCCCUUGAUGGGGAUAUCUAUGCAGUUCCAGUAGAUGUAGUCAAGCCAAAUGAAGGACAGAUAUUGCACCCGAAAGCAGUGAUGCUUCAACCCAAGAAGAGGCAUCACAGAAGACAUGCAAAGCACAGUGCUGCUGUGAAUGCUGCAAACAUUUUGAAUGUAGGAGGAGGUUUGAAGAAGGUUUCCAAUAGUCAUGAUCAAGGGAGUAGUAGUAGUUCCAAACAGCUCAAGGAAAGUGGUAUUAGUCGAAGUAGACAGCAUUCUGGUCAGUCAACUGGAUCAGUCAGCGGUGGUGAGAUUCUGAGGGUAAGCAAGCGGCAUAGUGUUCCCAGUAAUAUUGGCUGUGCUCUUAGCAUGACUCCAAAGCAUGGAUCUAAUAAAGAAGAAAGAGAACCUAUUCAUAUGACUUUAGAAGAAGUUAGAAAAUCUUUUCAUGAGUCUGAUGAUACCAUAAAUUGUAAUAAAAACCACAGAAUCCAACAGGAGGUGAAAGUUGCACCUGAGCAGUCUAAAAUAUGCAGAAUAAUUCCAUUUACGUCAAUGAAGUCGUGCAAGAGAAAAGACAAUUCGUACAUGCGUAUAGAAGAUAAUCGAAAGAAAGGAAGGAGCAUAUCGAGUAAUAUACGCAAUACACUCAUUACUAUAUUUGGUCUCAAAAAAGGAACGAAAUCCAGCAGCACUAGGUUAAAAAAUGGGAGCUGUGUAGAGACUGCAACUCAGGGAUUUUCAGAUAUUGCAGGCAAUGGGGUUAUGCCUCCUGCCAGCUGCCCCACCUCAAGUUCAUUACCUAACCAUGCUGCUUCUACAACCAUAACCAAAAUCCACCAUAACCAACACAGUAAUCAUCGUACAUCCAAUGGCAUUAAUACAGGGCUCCUUUCAUGCCUUGGUAAUCAUCGAACUGAACCCGAUGAUCCACAAAUCAUACCAGCUCAGGCCCCGGUGGUUAACAACAUCACUUCACGUUCUCCAGCUAUUGUUACCAACCGGGCUCUUCCUCCUUUGCCCCUUCAGCCUAGUAGUGAUGAGAAGAGUCAGUCAGAAGUAUCCAACACAACGGCAUCAGGAACAGCCACAAACCAUAGUGGAAGUGGAUCAGAACGUAGAGAGGAAGAGGGAUGUGACUUUGCUUCAAUCAUUGAAAAAGUGAAGGAUUGUGGAUGGUACUGGGGUCCAAUAAGUGGAGAGGCAGCUGAGAAAGUUUUAGCUAACGAGCCUGAUGGGUCGUUUAUUGUGCGUGAUUCAUCCGACCACCAUUACAUAUUCUCAUUAACUUUUAAGCUCAAUGGCUUCAUCCGUCAUGUCAGAAUAGAACAUGACCAAGGUAACUUCAGUUUUGGUGGGUUCACAAAGUUCAAGAGCCAGACCAUUGUAGAAUUUAUUGAAAAUGCUGUGGAGCAUUCUCGUAGUGGCCGAUAUUUAUUUUUCCUUCACCGCCGACCUGUCUUGGGUCCCAUGCGGGUACAGCUUCUUCAUCCUGUGUCUCGGUUCAAGCACAUUCAAAGUCUUCAGCACUUAUGCCGAUUUGUUAUUGUGAAGCAUGUUCGUCGUGACUUGAUUGGGGAGUUGCCACUACCUCAGCGGUUGAAAGAUUACCUUUGCUCUCCUCACUACUAUUCUGAGAGAGUAGAGCAGUGUAUGGCUGCAGCUGCUGCUGCCAUAGCAGCUUCUACUACAGCUUCUGAUGCUGAAGAUAAAAGUGCUUCCUCAGGUGUAAUGGGUGAUGAGCAUUCUGUUCCUAAUCAGGUGCUUCAGCCCUCCUUAGAAGAAAUACAGGAUAGCAGCCUCCCAGCACCCCCAACUCUUGUGCCAGGCUUUCCCGGCGUACCUCAACCUGUGAUGGACCGUGCCUCCCAAACUUCCCAGGCAACUUCACCCAACCCACCGAACCAUCACUACACAGAUUUUGGAUCUCACGAUGAUAGCACCCAGGCUUCAAAUCUACAUAAUGGUACACUUCCAGAUUACAAUAGUGUGAACUCCAGUUCUCUGCCAACCCUACAGGAUCUAGAACUUGAUGUUAGGUCCAGUCAGCACCACCAUCUCUCUUCCAAUAUAGCCACAAUACCCAAAAAAGAUGAAUCCACCACAGACUCAGCCAGUCACUCCCCGAUUUGUUGCUCACCUGCACAUGUGGAGCGUGAUAUUACUUACCCUAUGUGCCCACGGGUGACCCUAACCAGCCAGGCUCAUACUGCUGCUAGUGCCUCGCCUGUCCUACAGGGUAACCUUGCCUUUGCCCACCCACACAAAAUGACUGGUGCCAGUGGGCCUUUGUCACUCAAUUCCUCAGUGAGUGAUGUGCUCGAUGCCAGUGAAACUCCUUUGGACAGAACAACACCCGAGUGUAAUAAAAACAGUAAUGAUAAUGCUACGAGUAGUGUUGGAGGGGUUACGACUGCCAGUGCAGCAACUGCCUCCACUAGAGAAUUUUUUCAAGUUCAUCCUUGUAGAGGUCUUGAUGACCAAGUGUUUGAAGACUUGGGAGGUGUGUGACACCUUAGCAUUUGUAUUAAAAUAGCUUUCUGUACAAUAAGUGCUGUGAAGAAUUAAUGCUAGGAAUAGCUGCAUCAGCGAUUGUUUGCUUUAUUUUCUUUACACUUGCGUACACUCACACAUCACACGUUUAAUAAUGUUACGUUUCUUUUGUACAUAGGGAUAUAAGAAAUGAAUCAUAUAUUCUUAAAGUAAUAUCAUUAUAUUAUUUUAUUAUUACCAUUAUUUAUUAUUGGUUAUUAGAAUUUGAGUAGCUUAUUUGUUAUCUUCAAGACCACCAAAGUCAUAGAAUUUUGUCUUGUAGUAAUUCAUAUAUACAGUACAAAUUGAAUGACCUGCACAUUUGCUCCGACAUGAUUUGGCAGACAAAGUGAGUCUCCCCCUCUUCAACCUUAGCCUCCAUCUUACAGUUUCCAUCUUCCUCUACUUGCUGAUUUUCCUCCCAGAGUCUCAUUUCUCUUAUUUACUUGGUUCAAUCUUCCUUUCUUACUGUUACCUCUUACUUCUUUAAUUUAUCUCUUUUCUGUGUGGACAUUCUCUCUCUCUCCUUACUAACUCCACUUCUUUAUUUCUCUCUCCCUCCUUACUAACUCCUCUUCUUUAUUUGAUCAUACAUCUAUUUUUUCUCAGUUUACUUACUAUCUUAUUAAACUUUCCUCCUCUUUGCACAUUUUUGUUGUCCUGUCUUGCCUCCCUUCACUCAUCCUCUUACUUUUCCUCAUUCUCUCUAAUGUCACUUUACUUUCCCUUUCACCCAUUCAUCUCUUCCUUGUGCAAAGGAGCCAUGUUUUGAAGGGAUAAUAAUCAUCUCUGGUGUGUGUCCAUGUGUUUGUGCGUGUCUGCGUGUGUGUGUUUGCACUUCUAUUAACAUGUGACAGACUCCUUUAACUGUAGGUGGCCUAUAAUGGUCUCUGUUGUCAAAUACACACAGAGAUGAUGAUGAUGAUGAUGAUGUUUUAAACCAAGAGUGCCUAGAGGUAUUGAUAAUAGCUCUUUCCUCGUCUUAUGUCACCGUCGCCUCUUUUGACACCUGGCAGCCAAUCACUAAUGUGUACAGUUUUUCAGUGUUACGAAAAAGUGGCAGGGUAAAAACUAGUAAACUAUGAAGAUGUAUAAGUUUACAUAUCUGUACUGCUUUUGUGUUUAUUCAUUGUUGCACCCCCAGUGAAUUGAAAAGAAUCUCAUCCUAUAGCUUGUAGCAAAUGACAUGUAUUCAUCAUUUUUAGUGUGGAAAUGAGGAAUAAGCUUCAGUUCUCCGUAGUCAUAAAAAAGGAAAGUGUAAACAAUAGCUCUCCACUAGGUAGCUUAUUGGCAUUUUUUUUCUAUUUUCCCCCACAGCUUUUUCAAAAGAAAAAAUUGUUUCAAAGCAUUUGAUGUAGGACAUAGCAAUUGACCUGAUAGUUAUAAAUACCUUCCUUGUCAUUCAAUGUAUUAUUUACUUCCAAAGCAAAAGGAGUUCAUGCACAAGCAACAGGCAUCUAUCCAUUGUGAUCUAUUUCUAACUUAAGGCAUGGAGUGAUGGCUGGCUAAUGUGGAAUAAAAAUUUUGAAUGUCAUUUUGUGGCUUGCAACAAUGUAGUCCUGUUCUUUCGAACUUGUGUACAAGACAAGUCCUUACAUUAAUAAGAGUAUCUUUAGAUCCUAUACCUUAAAUGAGUUAAACCUGGCAAGCAUCUAAAGUAACCAGUUUAUUAUAUAAAUACAAAUUAAGAUUUGCUAGUGUAAAAGUUAUGGUAACUGAAUAUUUAAUUUCUGUGCACAUUAACCUUUUUGAUCAAAAGCCAGAUACAGUAUCUGCAUUUCAACCUUUUUAAGUUAACGAAUGCAAGGCUGCAAGGGACUCGAACUAUAUCACUACUGGUAUACAAUGUGUAGAGACAUAUGACAAGAUAAAUUUGUCCUUACCUUGAAGUAUUUUCCCCCUCUCAUCUAUCCUUUGAAUUUUACCAUGUGCAGUUAUCACUGAUUGAAAGUUUUCUUAUAAUGGAAGUCUUUGAAGAUGACAUCUUGCAUAAAAAUGGUAGAAUUUAGGUUUGCUUGACAAGAAUUUAAGACAUCAGAAGUUAUUUGUCACAUCACGGUUAGAUCAGUACAGUACAUAUUCAAUGCCUGAAUUUUUAACAUUUUCAGGUUCUCAUGAUUAGCUGAUCAUGUGAUCCAAUGAUUAAAUCUCCCAUGUUAGACAUACUUUUAUACUGAUUGUUAAUGUUAUAUCUACUAUAUACAUUUAAUUCUUUUUAGUAUAAACACAAGUACCCUUCAGUAAUUCACAUCAUUCUAAGUAUUUAUCUUAUUAUUUUAUAUGGUACUGCUGAAAUAUUUUUCCAAAUGUUCAUUUUACAGUGAUAUAUGGUUUAAGUCAUUCAGUACAUAUUCAUAUAUAAGUUUCAAACAAUAAUUUGAAGCCCUUGCCUGUGACCUUUGUGAUGCACAUGGCCAGGUAUUAAUAUCAUUGGAGUACGAUUUGUGUAACAAAAGUUUUGUGUCGGUGGUUACGUAUAUUUUAGGGAUAGUAAGCUCAAUGAGAAAUUCCAUAACAAAGGAACCCUUUCAUUGAAACAAGGUGCAGUAUAGUAUUGAACUUGCUUUCAACAUCACCUUAUGCUGAAGUAUUAAGAAAAUAAAUCUGUAAGAGAGUUUUACAAGCUAUUAUAAUGCCAUUAUCUUGAAAUAAUGAGCAGGAUAAAAAGAAUGGUUAGCAGGAAAAGGGACGUAACCAUCUGCUAAAAAGAAAACUCAAUAAAACCUUGCCAAUCAUUACUUAUGCUCAAGCUUACUUGUAUCAUCAUUGUCAUAGUUGUGUAUAUGUAAUGUAAAAUUUACAUUUUAACAUUAGAGCUUUAGUUUUAAAGCUAAACUAUUUUGUACUUUAGCAAAAUGUGAUGCAAAUUAAUAUAAAAGUCAAAUUCAGAGGAGAGAUAAUAAAGUCUGAAUCUCACUCAGAGAUGAUGGGAAACUGAAGUUACAAAGUCUACAGGUUCAAGAUGAGUUAGGAUAUAAGUGAAGGAUUAGAGAGAAGUUCUAAAUCGUCAAUAAAAAUUUUUUUUUUAUGAAAUUUAGUUUUCUCUGCUGUAUUACAAGACUUUUCAUACCUUACUCAUCUUCAAACAUCCUAUCCUCCUAAACUUCUAUUCUCAGCUUGCCCAUCUGACUGAAAAACGAGCAAUUUUUGAAAUUUUUAAAUUGUAUUCACACUUGGUUGUCAUGCAGCAACCAUACAAGUCAGCUUGACUGUCACCCACUGAUGAAUUAUUAGCCUUGUCACACACUGUAGAAAUGGUAAAACAGUACAAUGAGAGUUACAUUGUAUUUCACUGUUUCAUUAUUGAUUUAUGUUUUUUUUUCUUUCUUUUUUUUUCAUAAAAAUAAGCAUAGUAUUCAUAUUCGGAGUUGCUGAUUAUUCAGGCAUUCGUAGUCAACGUUCAAGGAAUAAUAAAUGUGGGAAAGUG